AUGGUUGUAACAGAAUCUAAUAUGAUUUCUAAUCCUACUUUGCCUUGCAGUGUUCUUGACCCUAAAAUUGAGGCCAAGGAGGAGAUGUCUAACAUGUUGUCUAUCUUACAGUCUAAUCAUGAUGAUUCCUGCACUAAUGUGUCUUCUCCAGUGAGUGAUCCUAUCCUCUCAGCGUCAACCUGCGAGCUGCCGUCUGUAAGCUGUGAUGUGAUCCAGUGUUCUCCAAAGGUGGGGGCUGCUGCUGCCGCUGCGAGCAGCAGGAAUUCUAAGAAUUCACCAGAGGUCGCGACGCUGCAGAAAGGUCAAAUCCUUAACAAAUGUCAAAUAAGUGAUCACCCUAAUUUUUUAUGUGAUUUGUUUCAGAUCAAAGGCCGAUACUUUCUUGAUUCCUAUCUCCAAGAUGAACUUAUUGGGCCAAUCAGGGGUUUACUUGACACAGGAUCACAAGCCACUAUAUUGUCAUAUAGUUACUUCCAACAAGUAUUGGAGGUGACAGCAAAGAAGCCGAAACUGAAAUCGUUUGAUGGCUCUUUGAUAAGUGUCGGCGGAGACGCUUUGCAGGUAAAAGGUACAUCAUGGUUAAAAUUCAAAAUUGGCAAGAAGAUAAUUAGACAUCCCACACUGAUUGUGGACCUUCCCUAUGAUCGGCUGAUCAUAGGAAUCGACCUCCUGAGAAGAUUGAGUUCCAUAGUAGACUUCAUCAAUGAAGCCGUCUGGACUCAGGUGAAGGCACCCAUUGCCUAUGAGUACUCUUGCAAUGCACAAUCCCAACGUAAUUGUCAUGUGAUUGAGGAAAGGUUUAACUCUGUUGAAGUGCAUUUUAGGAACAAUCAAACGCCGGAUGUCACGAUCCUGAAAAAUGGUGAGUCCGAGGAAGCCGUCAACGGUGCCGCACAUACCAUAACCAUCCAGAAGGACAGAAUUGAAAAGGUAACCCUGGAUGGGGAUGCAUUAACUAUUUCUCUUAAAGGAAGAAGUUACGAAGUCGCGGACCUGACCAGGCAUACUCAAUCCAUGGUACGGAUUGAGAAGGUUAAUGAUAACUUAUUGAUUCCCGUACAGGUGAACAAUAUGGCCCGGGUGAAAUACACCAAGUUGGAUCUGAAAUCCGAAGCCAGUUACAUAAGCCUGAGUCUCUUGAAACAGAUUGCUAAUCCUAAAAUGAUUAAAGUUUCCUCUCCACAGGACCAAUGGGUUCAUGAUCUGGAUGGAGAUUCACAGAGUCAUAAUGUGAUUGCAAGAUGUCUUUUGUCUAUUUCCAUAGGAGAUAAAACCACAGAACAUUUAUUCAUUGUGUCAAUGAAUCCAGUAAGAACUGGGAUGUAAAGUUGCCUCUGGUUCUCAUGGCCAUCAGAGCCACUCCAAGCGCAGCAACCAAACUUUCUCCCUUCGAAAUGAUCACAGGAAGGAAGAUGGUGUUACCCCAGCAUUUACUCUACCGGACAACAGACCAAAAUUUGAUAAAUGCUUCAACAGCCCAUCAAUACAUAGAGAAUCUACGUCACAACUUCGCCAAAUGGAAGGAUUGCCGGAUGAUGAGGAGUAAAGAGAUAUCAAGGUUCCAGCUAAAGAUGGAAACCAAGGAUUGGUAUAGUAUGAACAUACAAAUGUACUAACCUAUCCUCAUGUAUUUUCCUCUGUAACUAAUUAUCUCUUGACUCACUUUUGUAUCGAGAACUUGCUCUGUCCAAGAAAAGAAACGAUGCCAAAUCAAAGGUGUAUGGUCGUAUUAACUCUUUUCUUGCAGGAGUGAUAAAAAGUGGAAUAUGUAUGUACUUAUAUUUGUCAUACAAUAUAUUUCAGGCGCAAGAUGGCAUCGAGUGUUGUUGCCGUUAUCUACAUCAUCCUGAUCUUGGGGAAGGAGUUCCAGGCUGAGCCGAUUGCUGUACCAGGCCCUUCAUCUGGGAUCAUGCUACAGGAUACCACGGGAUUCCUCUUGACGAAUAAGAGGAUUCUAUCCCAAAAGAUCUACGUCAGUUUGGAUCCACGUGUCUUCGUCGAAAGACAGUUCAACAUUUCCGAGAUUUCGUCUCCGGAGAUAAAGAUUUGGUAUCAAAUGCAUAUCGGCUAUUCCCAAGAAAGGAUUACACAGAUCCUGGAACAGACAAGGAAAACCAUGACUAGAGAACAGUUUUCAACAAGUCGACGACCAAAGCAGUUCGUUUCUGCGAUU
Molecule: messenger RNA, 2173 nt
Organism: Bufo bufo (common toad)
Lineage: Eukaryota; Metazoa; Chordata; Amphibia; Anura; Bufonidae
Exons: 2
Coding region: 1-1326 (441 amino acids)
Biological process (GO): proteolysis
Molecular function (GO): aspartic-type endopeptidase activity
Source: RefSeq, a predicted model, not a curated record